GUGGCACUGGUCGUGUGUGGGCUGAAGAAGCCCAACCAAUAGCUUCAUAGUCAAGCACAACAAACCUGCCCAACCAACCAGGACAGGAAACUGAAACACGUAACUGCUAAUAUCAAGGAAGAAGAAAGAAAUAUAGUUCUGGUGGGCGGCAACGUCGUGGUAUAGUUCGAUGAUUCGUCGACUGGUUCCUUUCUUCGCAGCUCGGAUUCGAGAGAAUCACCUGAGACUCCUCGGUUCGUCAUCCGCGUCAUCUUCCGUUCUCCACGAGCAACCUCCUCCUCCUCAGCCUUCCCAUUCCCAAUCUCAAUCUAUAGUUGCCGUUCACAUGACCGACAAUUGCGUCCGGAGAGUGAGGGAACUGCAAUCUCAGGAAGGCAAGGAAAAGAUGCUAAGAUUGAGCAUAGAAGCCGGGGGCUGUUCUGGUUUUCAAUAUAACUUUUCUCUUGAUGAUAAGCACAAUGAUGAUGACAGAAUAUUUGAGCGAGAAGGAGUGAAAUUGGUAGUUGAUAAAAUAUCUCUUGAUUUUGUAAACGGUGCGACUGUCGAUUUCGUUGAAGAGCUUAUCCGUUCAGCUUUCCAGGUAUCUUCAAACCCAAGUGCUGUAGGUGGCUGCAGCUGUAAAAGUUCCUUUAUGGUGUAGUAGAGUUCUGAUAUUUGUUUUGCUUCACUGUUCAGCACGAUUCAAGAGGUCAUUGGCAUUCUCCUUUUGGUCGUGAAUCUAUGCUACAUUUUUUUUAAUUUUUUUUUCUAGUAGGAGAAGGGUGGGAUUUAAGAAUCGGGGAGGGGGAAUUGAAUCUAUGCUACAUUUAUUGACUCAUAAUCCUAAUUAAUUUCAUCAAUGUUUAUUUGCUGUAUGGUUACUAUAAACAGCAGCUUGAACUUCAUAUAGAAAUUUGGGAUACUAUUCGUGAGGGGGAGAAAAGAAUGGGUAAAAAAUGCGAUGGGUGCAGGGGAAGAAAAUGAUAUCCUUUUGGUUGAGGUGAUUUGUCAAAUGACUGUCAUUAUUGAACUUGCAGCAUUGAUCGGAAUUCCACCAUAUGUAUAUGAUAUUCCACUCGUGUCAGAAAACAGUCAAAGAUGCUCUAUUUGUGUAUGGUGUGGUUAUUCUUCUAUUGCUAUUUGAUGUUCAGUUUUUCUGGUCAUGCGUCCUUUUUCAUUUGGAGACUUGUUCUUUCUCAGAGAGGUUUGCCAUCUUUUGACAUAAAAAUUUUCUUUCUUUAUCUAGGCUGCACUUUUAUUUAUGUCUAGUAAAUGCAGCCCUAUUUGAAGAAAAUUAGAUAGGGUAUUGUGCUUUUUUAUUUAUAGAUAGUUUGGUAGUUAUUAUUCCCGCUAUAGUUGGAUGGAAUUUUUGGACAUAUUAUUUAAACUAGAAAGGUGGACAUUAUCAA
Messenger RNA from Coffea eugenioides, 1388 nucleotides. Its product is annotated as iron-sulfur assembly protein IscA-like 2, mitochondrial. Gene Ontology annotation, molecular function: 4 iron, 4 sulfur cluster binding; 2 iron, 2 sulfur cluster binding; iron ion binding. The coding region runs from base 170 to 640 and encodes 156 amino acids. Gene Ontology annotation, biological process: iron-sulfur cluster assembly. Gene Ontology annotation, cellular component: mitochondrion. The record is from RefSeq and is a predicted model, not a curated record. Lineage: Eukaryota; Viridiplantae; Streptophyta; Magnoliopsida; Gentianales; Rubiaceae. The transcript has 5 exons.